Messenger RNA from Ceraceosorus bombacis, 1058 nucleotides. The record is from the annotation of a GenBank genome assembly. Lineage: Eukaryota; Fungi; Basidiomycota; Exobasidiomycetes; Ceraceosorales; Ceraceosoraceae.
AUGCCAUUUGCAGUCCCCGUCGUUGACAUUGGGCCGUACGUGCAGCAAGACGGUACGCCGGAACAGCGAGCCAUCGUUGCGGCUGCAAUCGACGAAGCGUGCCGAACUUUUGGGUUCAUCCAAGUCAUCGGCCACGGUGUGCCCACUGCGCUGACCAAUGGUCUGGCCGAGGCCAUCGACGAGUUCUUUCGCCUGGAUCUGGAAGUCAAAAAGGCAUAUCGCACACCUCCCGAAGUCAACCGUGGCUACACGGCUCCAAAGUCCGAAUCGCUCUCGCUCUCGCUAGGCUACGAGUCUUCAAGUCGUAUGAAGGACUUUUUUGAAGCUUUCAAUGUCGGCCUUGCCAAGAGCGACUUUCCAAAUCUCCCUGUCGAUUCGAAACAUUACCCGGAGAAUGUAUGGCCGUCCACUGAGCAUGCGCCAACGUUCAAGCACCGCGUCCAGUCCUACUUCGUAGAGGCAGGUCGCGUCGCCCGUACAAUGACACGCACCUUUGCCGACGCACUCAGCCUUCCACCAGACUUUUUUGAAGCGCACACCGACCAUUCCAUAGACGUGCUGCGCAUGAACAUCAUGCCUUGCCCAAAGGCACUGAGGUGCGCCUCGACGGCAAAGAUGACCUGAUGGGCAUGGGAGCACACACCGAUUUCGGCAUAGUCACCGUCUUGUGGGCGGACCAAGUACGCGGUCUGCAAGUCCUAGAUGCCCAAGGCAGCUGGCACGACGUGUCGCCCAUGGAAGGUGCCCUGCUUAUCAAUUUGGGCGAUCUUACGGCACGAUGGACAAACGAGCGAUGGACCAGCACUUUGCAUCGUGUCAAACCACCCAUUUUGGAAAAUGGCACCGUCGAGCGUAGACGAAGCGCGGCCUACUUUCACGAUGGAAACGCCGAAGCGCUCAUUACCACCAUUCCCAGCACCAUUGCUGAAGGCCAAGCACCGCUGUAUGACCCAAUCACAGUUGGGGAUCAUAUCGCCGCAAAGCUGGGCGGCUCUCGAGCUGGUCGAAGGAACGAGGCAGGUCGCGAGACUCAGCGCGUGCUCGCGGCCACUGGGUGA